Amoebophrya sp. A120 is the source of this 324-nucleotide messenger RNA. The record is from the annotation of a GenBank genome assembly. Lineage: Eukaryota; Dinophyceae; Syndiniales; Amoebophryaceae.
AUGUUGGCGGAGCAGGUGGCUCGCGCAAAAGUCGAAGGGCAGGAGCAGCUCCGCCAUAUGUUGAUGAUCCAUGUGAGGGUUCGCAGUUUGAACGCGCACGGGCAGACGAUUCACUCCGUGCACAGCCGGAAUCCGGUGACGAGGAGGAGGUCGCAGACGAAGAGGAGCCGGGCCAAAACGAACUCGUCUACUACUGCUCCGGCAGGCGAACGCGCGGGAUUUUGUACCGGUCCACCGCGUUUUGCGACGGUGCGGAAGGUUGGUGAUGAAGUAGAAACUUUUACAGCCUCAGAACGUGGCUAUGGUCGAGGCCACAAAAGAUAG